AUGAUUUCUCUCCCGCUUGUAGUCAUCGCACUCCUUCCGUUUGCUCUCGCUGCUGAACAACUAGAUGGAGGUGUAGUUCAUGUCCCAGUCGUGCGACGAAGUAAUUCCAACCGAGUUGCGAACUUACCAAACGCUGUCGAAGCAUUGCGGAGAAAGUAUGGUAUCCAAUCAACGAGUGUAAAGAGCACGGGUUCGAAGCGAGCCAGCGCUGCGGCAAUUCCUAUCACGGACGAGGAAAACGAUUCCAGCUACUCAGGCGUUGUGAGCAUUGGAACUCCACCACAGAACUUCAAUCUUGUCCUCGAUACUGGGUCUUCCGACCUUUGGGUUGCAACAACUGCAUGCACCUCUUGUGGAUCAGAUUUACCUGAAUUCAACCCCUCGAAGUCGUCGACAUACAAGGCCACCUCCUCCCACUUGGAGAUAGAUUAUGGCUCAGGAUCAGCACAAGGUACUGUCGCCCAGGAUAGUGUCACCUUUGGGUCUUUCGAAAUGUCUCAAGAACUCCUUGCUGUUACUAGCGUUACCCCUGGCUUGACUGGCGAUGGACUCUCAGGUAUCAUGGGUCUUGGAUUUGCCCCAAUUUCUGCACUUCAGACCACUCCCUUUUGGGAAGCCCUCUAUAAUGCCAACAAUUUAUCUGAACCCUUGUUCUCUUUCUACCUGGAACGCUAUGUCAACCAAGCCAAUCAGAUCAGUGCUGCUCCGGGCGGUGUGCUCACUCUCGGGGGAACGAAUUCGAGUUUGUACAACGGCUCUAUCGAGUACCUAGGCUUGACUGGUCCACCAUCGUAUUGGUUGCUUACUGUUAGCUCGGUCACUGUACAAGGCAAGACGAUCGCUAUUGAUCCACUUAGUGGUCUUGCUGCCAUCGACACAGGCACCACCCUCAUUGGGGCGCCCACACCCAUCGCCGCAAGUAUUUGGGCCCAAGUACCUGGUGCUACAGAGCUUUCUGGUGAUUGGCAAGGGUUAUAUGCAUUCCCUUGCGACACUAAUGUCACAGUUUACAUCUCCUUCGGCGGUACAAACUGGGCGAUCAGUCCCCUAGACAUGAACAUCGGUACCCUCAACGAAACAGUAACCGGCAACGCGAGUAUUACUUCUCAGAUGUGUGCUGGUGGUAUUUUCGAUAUUGGUGUUGGUAGCGUUCCUUCUUGGAUAGUCGGUGAUACCUUCCUAAAGAAUGUGUAUUCCGUCUUCCGUGCUAGCCCCCCUGCCGUUGGCUUCGCCCAGCUUGCCAGUGGCUUGAGCUCGUCAACCGGAUCUUCCGACCCGAAUCCGGUGCAGGUGACUGGCUUGAUACCUCUGCCUACCAGUACCUCCGCGAGCGCGAGCUCCAGUGGAACCUCGAGCAGCAGCAGCACGAGCUCUGGAUCUCCUUCUCCCAUCAAGAAUAUCGCAUUAACGCUUACUCUUCUUACCUCUUUUGCAAGCUGCUUUACCUUUUUCUUCUAA
Suillus bovinus is the source of this 1458-nucleotide messenger RNA. RefSeq names its product aspartic peptidase domain-containing protein. The transcript is spliced from 6 exons. The coding region runs from base 1 to 1458 and encodes 485 amino acids. Gene Ontology annotation, biological process: proteolysis. Gene Ontology annotation, molecular function: aspartic-type endopeptidase activity. The record is from RefSeq and is a predicted model, not a curated record. NCBI's taxonomy places the organism in Eukaryota, Fungi, Basidiomycota, Agaricomycetes, Boletales, Suillaceae.